Molecule: messenger RNA, 1035 nt
Organism: Heterobilharzia americana
Lineage: Eukaryota; Metazoa; Platyhelminthes; Trematoda; Strigeidida; Schistosomatidae
Source: the annotation of a GenBank genome assembly
AUGUGGAGAAAUGUCGUUACAACGGGCGGCAGUGGAAGUUCUGCAGUUUUAUAUGUGGAAUUCACGGCUUACAAUCCAAACCAAAACCCGUCCGUCAGCAGUGGCGGUGGAGGUAAACGUAAUCGUCGUGGUGGUUCUGCUUCUACGGGUAACGGUGGAGGUUCCAAGUAUAAAUUUUACGAUGUCGAUAGUGGCGGUGCUGGUCUAGCGAAAUCAGAGAAUGGUGUUACGUACACAGUCGAACAAUCUGCUGGUGCCAUCACUGCUCCUAGCGCUUCGGUUCGUUUGUACGAAGAAAUUGAAUUGGAAAAACGCAUACGUAAACGGCGUAUGAGACUUCUUUUAGCAGUUGAGGAAGCUUUCACCCACGUCAAACGUCUUGCUGCAGAAAACUGCAAUAACGGAAACAGUGUUGGCAUUGUUGAAUGUGACCAAACUUUGGUGCCUUUCAGAAAUUCCCGAAGUAAUGGACGUAUGUCAAAGCCUAAUUGUUCUCCAGGGAAAUCUUUAGAUCCAUACGAAGCGGCACAAGCUGUUUUUCCCACUCUGAUAAGGCCGUUACAAAAGUAUAUGCGUGUUACACGUCAGCAAGCUCGUCAUCCAGUGGAUAUGGUAAUUGAUCACCUCGCUCUUUGUUUAGCCUAUGGUCUAUCACCCCAUGCUUUCUUGGAACGGUUCAAUCCUUCGGCUGCUACACCACAACAAGAUGCUGCUGCUGCAGCAGCAGCUAUUGUAACAGCGAAGAGAGCCAAGCAACAACAGAGUGUUAAGCAAGUUAACACGACAGAUAAUGCAGACUCAUGUCCUUUACUGCCUAAACAUGUACAUCCAGGAGGGCAGCAAGUUUGGAGUAUUGUGGCUGAUCGUGCUUUAUCUCGUAGUUUAGCCGAUGGUGCCAUAUUUCAGCUUCGUCGUGGAAGUGAGCUAUCAUUACUUUGUACUGUGAAACGCCUGCCACUUAUAUAUCUUGUUGAAGAAUUAUUAGAACCCCUGGAAGCUGGUAGAUUUGUUUUACGAACUGAUAAUGCCGUAUGA